CAUUCCCCUUAUCUUCAUUUUCAUUUCUUCGUUCUUCUUCCAAUCCGUUGCCAUAGCCACAACACAACCACUCUCAGUUUCUCUGUGUCUGUUCUUUUCAGACAGACACUUACAUAGCUAGCUGCUAACCUUCCAACAUGUCUCUUUCUACCUCUCUUCUUCUCCCAAUUCCACCUCUUUCCCCUUCUUUCCUACGCCAUCUUCCUUCCAAUGGCCACCUUGUUUUCUGCAGAACCCCAGGUUCUGCGUCCAUCCAUGGUGGGCUCUUUAGGGUCUCAUCUUCCUUUUCCUCCCAUGGCUGUGCUGCAUUUGACGGUGGCAGUGAAGGGGACCUAGAAGAUGAUGAUGAUGAUGAUGAUGAUGAGGUAGCAGAGAAUGGGGUUGACUCGUUGGUUUUACCAGAGAGAUGGGAUGUUUUGGGUCUUGGUCAAGCUAUGGUAGACUUCUCAGGCACAGUUGAUGAUGAGUUCCUGAGGAAUUUGGGAUUGGAGAAGGGAACGAGGAAGGUUGUAUACCAUGAGGAAAGAGGUAGAGUUUUAAGCGCUAUGGAUGGAUGCAGCUAUAAAGCUGCCGCUGGUGGAUCUCUUUCCAAUAGCUUAGUUGCCCUGGCAAGGCUUGGAAGUCCCUCUGCUGAAGCUCCCGCCAUAAAUGUAGCAAUGGCUGGCAGUGUAGGGAGUGAUCCGUUGGGUGGCUUCUACAGGCAAAAAUUACGCCGAGCAGAUGUGCAAUUUCUUUCUGCGCCUAUCAAGGAUGGGACAACUGGAACAGUUAUAGUUCUCACGACACCAGAUGCCCAACGCACAAUGCUUGCAUAUCAGGGUGCAUCUUCAACUGUGAACUAUGACACUUCCUUGGCUAGUGCAGUUUCCAAGACCAACAUACUAGUUGUUGAAGGGUAUCUAUUUGAACUUCCUGACACUAUGAGAGCAAUAAUGCAAGCAUGCAAGAAAGCUAGGAGUAAUGGUGCCUUGGUCGCAAUAACAGCUUCAGAUGUAUCCUGCAUUGAGAGACAUUUUGAUCAUUUCUGGGAAAUUGUUGGGAACUAUGCGGAUUUAAUCUUUGCGAACAGUGAUGAGGCAAGGGCUCUUUGUAAUUUUGAUGCAAAGGAAAACACUGCUUCAGUGACAAGGUAUCUAAGCCAGUUUGUUCCUCUAGUAUCCGUUACUGAUGGUCCCAAAGGCUCUUACAUAGGUGUAAACGGUGAAGCUGUGUAUAUCCCUCCUUCUCCAUGUGUUCCAGUAGAUACUUGUGGUGCUGGGGAUGCAUAUGCAUCUGGCAUACUCUAUGGUGUUUCAAGAGGCAUAUCAGAUGUCAGAAGUAUUGGUACAAUAGCAUCUAAGGUUGCAGCCACUGUUGUUGGGCAGCAGGGAACUCGGCUUAGAGUUUCGGAUGCGGCCAAAUUGGCUGAAUCUUUUGCAUUUCAACUUGGUAGAUCCACUAUUCGAUAGUGUUAUUUCCAGCAUCUAAUCAGAUUACUCUUUGCAUUGAAUUUUAUAAUUCUUUCAUAAGAUGAAUGAAUGUUUUUCCUUGUUUAAUAUGCUUAUAAUCAUGUACACACUUCAAUUGUACAAAAAAUAGCUUUAUUGGCAAUUAAAUUACUUAGGUACCCCCUCCUCCUCGUUACUAUUAUUGAAGUAAUUGAUAAUUUGAUA
This is a messenger RNA of Lotus japonicus, 1652 nucleotides long. RefSeq lists its product as uncharacterized. Bases 138 to 1448 code for a protein of 436 amino acids. Gene Ontology annotation, molecular function: kinase activity. NCBI's taxonomy places the organism in Eukaryota, Viridiplantae, Streptophyta, Magnoliopsida, Fabales, Fabaceae. The record is from RefSeq and is a predicted model, not a curated record. The transcript has 5 exons.